Molecule: messenger RNA, 4739 nt
Organism: Nothobranchius furzeri (turquoise killifish)
Lineage: Eukaryota; Metazoa; Chordata; Actinopteri; Cyprinodontiformes; Nothobranchiidae
Product: gastrula zinc finger protein XlCGF57.1
Biological process (GO): regulation of transcription by RNA polymerase II
Cellular component (GO): nucleus
Molecular function (GO): RNA polymerase II cis-regulatory region sequence-specific DNA binding; DNA-binding transcription factor activity, RNA polymerase II-specific
Source: RefSeq, a predicted model, not a curated record
ACACAGGUGUUUUAUUCUGCUCCAGCAGGUGGCGCUAGUGCACCUUUACGCUGGUCACCAACCACCCGAGAAAGCAGAAACCGGAAGCUGCUAGCAGAGCUAGCUUGUUGUUGUUCUGGUGUGUGAGGAGAAUAUUUGAGGCUCUGCAGUAAAAAUGUCUUCACUUCAGUCUCUGGGAGAGUUGAUCAGCUAAAGCGACUAACUGCUGCUGCUGCAGAAAUCUUCUCACCAGGCUGUGGAAACUUUCUCCUCCUCAACAACUUGGUGGAGUUCUUUCCAGAACCGGAGAAGAUAUUCUGCGGUCUUCGUGACAAUCGGAGCUCCAGAAUCAGGUUGUGGGUGAGAAAAGCUUUUCUCUAGACUUCCUGCCCUCUGGAUCUGCUGCUGUUCCUUUGGCCUCUCUGAGAAACGCGCUCGUUUUGCUGCUUUCAUCAGAUUGAAGAGGUUCCCUCUAUCAGACUCGCUCAUCUGAGUUGGUCAUGAUGCAGGAUCGCUGCUCGCUCUCUGAUCCAUCCUGCUCACACUCUCCGACGGAAAAGCCCCGAAUCUGAAUGUGACUCUGGAGGAAAAAGCGGUUAGCUCUACUCCGGGAACUCUGCUGUUAGCUAAACACGGCUAAAGAAAACCUGCUACCACUUCAGGAUCUGGGACUGAUUCAUCGUGUGUUCUUCACCACCUGGACCUGGACAGCAUGGACACAGAUGUUCAACAGGUGGUUCUGGUUAAAGAAGAAGCUCUUGAAGAACAGAGUGCUGGUGUGGACCAGCAGGACCAAGAAAGUCUCCACAUAAAGGAGGAACAGGAGGAACUCUGGACCAGUCUGGAAGGAGAGCAGCUUCGUUUGAAGGAGGAGACUGAUGGUGCCAGGUUUCCAUUCACUGCAGUUUCUAUAAAGAGUGAGGAUGAUGAAGAGAAACCUCCAUUCUCGCAGCUUCAUCUGCACCGAAUAGAAGACCGAGAUGUCCCAUCCAGCAGCUCAGCUGACCAGAUGACAGCAGAAACUGGUGGAGGAGUAGAAACUAGCAGGAACUCAGAUCUGAACUCUGAUGAACAGACAUCUGAUUCUUCCGAGACUGACAUUAGUGGAGAUGAAGAAAAGGAGGAGGAUGACUUAAAUCUAGACUCUGUGUCUGAAACUAGAGACAAAGACGAUGACUGGAAUGAGUCAGGUGUUAAUUCUGUCAACAAAUCCUUUAGCUGCCCUGAGUGUGAUAAACGAUUUCUCCACAAGUGGUCUCUCCAGAAACAUGUGAGAGUGAAAGGUCAUUCAGCAAUAAGGUCUUCAGGCUGUUUUGUUAAUAAGACAUGUGUUAUAGUGAAGAAACAUGUAGACUCGUGCUGGAAAGUCAAGAUAGAAUCAAAAUCAUUUAGUUGUGGUGACUGUGGAAAAACGUUUAGUCAUAAAACAAAUCUAAAAAGACACAUUAAAGUCCACACAGGACAGAAACCAUUUGCCUGUGAACAGUGUGGACAAAGAUUUAGCCAAAAAGCAAAUUUAAACAGCCACGUAAGCAUCCACACAGGACAGAAACCUUUUUCAUGUGAACUCUGUGGGCAAAGAUUUACUCGAAAGACAAGUCUAAACAUUCAUUUGAGAGUCCACAAAGGGCAGAAACCAUUUGUCUGUGAGCUCUGUGGACAAAGAUUUACUCGAAAGACAAGUUUAAACAUUCAUAUGAGAGUCCACACAGGACAGAAACCGUUUACGUGUGAACUCUGUGGACAAAGAUUUAAGCAAAAGGCAUCUUUAAACUAUCACAUGAGUGUCCACACAGGACAGAAACCUUUUGUCUGUGAGCUCUGUGGACAAAGAUUUACUCAAAAGACAAGUUUAAACAUUCACAUGAGAGCCCACACAGGACAGAAACCAUUUGUCUGUGAGCACUGUGGACAAAGAUUUACGCGAAAGACAAGUUUAAACAUUCAUAUGAGCGUCCACACAGGACAGAAACCUUUUGUCUGUGAGCUCUGUGGACAAAGAUUUACUCAAAAGGCAAGUUUAAACGUUCACAUGAGAGUCCACACAGGACAGAACCCUUUUGUCUGUGAGCUCUGUGAACAAGGAUUUACCCGAAAGACAAGUUUAAACAUUCACAUGAGAUUCCACACAGGACAGAAUUUAUUAACGUGUAAACUCUGUGGACAAAGAUUUAAUCAAAAGACGUCUUUAAACAAUCACAUGAGUGUCCACACAGGACAGAAAGCUUUCGUCUGUGACCUAUGUGGACAAAGAUUUACUUAUAAGCAAAAUUUAAACAGACACAUGAGAGUCCACACAGGACAGAAUCCUUUUGCCUGUGAGCUCUGUGGACAAAUAUUUACUCGAAAGACAAAUUUGAACUAUCACAUGAGCAUCCACACAUGACAGAAACCUUUUGCCUGUUAACUACGUGGACAAAGAUUCAAUCAAAAGGCAAGGUUAAAGGGGUAGAAGAAUGCAGAGCACCAUUUUCCUUGUUGUUGAAUAUACACAGCUUGGGUGGUCAAAUGUAGCAUACCACAACAUCAAAGCCGUGCCUGACCUGCUUUCUAAGUUAAUUAGAAAUGUUAAAAAUGUGAGAAGAAAACUCCUGUGCUGUGCUACGUUGUGGCCGUGAGGUGAACCCCGUUUUCGUUUCAUCUUCCGACCUCUUUUGGCGUCUUGCUCUUUGCUCCAUAAAAAUAGUACAUUAGUACUGGUUCCAAAGGUGGUUUCUCUUCUGAAGGUUCCACAGUUUUAUAAAGAUCGUUGUUUUAAUUCGGGACUAGUUUGUUUUGAGCGUAAUGACUUCGUACUGCUUUUGUCAGCAGUCACAUCAUCAAUAAAUACAAGAGAACCAGUUCCACUGGCAGCCAUACAUGUCCACGCCAUGACACUUCCAGCACCAUGCUUCACUGAUGAGGUGGUAUGCUUAGGAUCAUGAGCAGUUCCUUUUCGUCUCCAUACUCUUCUCUUCCCAUCACUCUGGUACAAGUUGAUCUUUGUCUCAUCUGUCCAUAAGAUGUUGUUCCAGAACUGUGAAGGCUUUUUUAGAUGUUGUUUGGCAAACUAAUCUGGCCUUCCUGUUUUUGGGGCUCACCAGUGGUUUACAUCUUGUGGUGAACCCUCUGUAUUCACACUGGUGGAGUCUUCUCUUGAUUGUUGACUUUGACACAGACACACCUACCUCCUGGAGAGUGUUCUUGAUCUGGCCAACUGUUGUGAAGGGUGUUUUCUUCACCAGGUAAAGGAUUCAUCGGUCAUCCACCACAGUUGUUUUCCGUGGUCUUCUGGGUCUUUUGGUGUUGCUGAGCUCACCGGUGCGUUCCUUCUUUUUGAGAAUGUUCCAAAUUGUUUUGGCCACGCCUAAUGUUUUUGCUAUCUCUCUGAUAGGUUUAUUUUGUUUUCUCAGCUUGCUUCACUGAUAGUGACAGCUCUUUGGAUCUCAUCUUGACAGUUGACAGCAACAGAUUCCAAAUGCAAAUAGCACACUUGAAAUGAACUCUGGACCUUUUAUCUGCUCAUUGUAAUUGGGAUAAUGAGGGAAUAACACACACCUGGCCAUGGAACAGUUGAGAAGCCAAUUGUCCCAUUACUUUUGGUCCUUUAACAAGUGGGAGGCACAUAUGCAAACUGUUGUAAUUCCUACACCGUUCACCUGAUUUGGAUGUAAAUACCCUCAAAUAAAAGCUGGCUGUCUGCAGUUAAAGCACAUCUUUUUUUGUUUCAUUUGAUAUCCAUUGUGGUGGUGUAUAGAGCCAAAAAUGUUAGCAUUGUGUCAAUGUCCCAAUAUUUAUGGACCUGACUGUAGCACUGAAACUGCUCAUGUGUGAAAAAAUAAAGUCAUAAAAUUAUAAAAUUUCAUAAACAGAUGAAAGAUUAAAAAUUUGAGUUAAAAAUAAGAAAAGGUUUGGGUAAAAGCAGCUUUAAAUCAAAGGGUCUUUGGCUGUUUUUUUAAAAGUGUCCAGACUGUCAACGCUGCGUAAGGAUAAAGGAAGAUCAUUCCAGAGUCGGGGUGCAACAGUCUGGAAGGAGCAAUCACCUCGACUUUUGUAUCUGGCCUUUGGAACUUCUAGAAUGUUCUGGUGUGUGGAGCUGAGGGCUCGGGUUGGAGCAUAAGUCUUUAACAGUUCAGUAAUUUAGGGAGGAGCUUGACCAUGUAGAGCAUUUAAAGUUAUAAAUAUAUAUUUCAGUUAUCAGCAUUCUAAAAUGAACUCUAAAUUUAACAGGUAACCGGUGCAGAGACAUUAGAAUCGGAGAGAUGUGUGCUCUUCUGUCAGUUAAGUCUGUCUUGACGGCAGACGAUAAAUGGCCAAGUUUUAGACUAAUCAGGGGAACCAUGCUCUCAGGGGCAAUGAUCAGACAUUCAGUCUUUUCAGAGUUUAACUGAAGGAAGUUCUUCUAGCCACCUGGUGAUAGCUGAUAGACACUCUAGUAAUUCAGACCGUUUGUAGAACUCGGAAUCCUUAAACAGUGCAGCUGAAUGUCAUCUGCAUAUAGGUGAUAAGAGACCUUAUGAAAACAAUCAAGUAUCUGUCCAAGAGGGUGCAUGUACAGCAGAAAUAACAGUGGACCCAAAACAGAACCUUGGGAUACCCCACAGAACAGGCCAGUAGAAUCUCACAUGAUUUGGUUUAUACAGACACUGUAACUUCUGUUACAAAGGUAUGAAUCUAAACCAGUCUAGAACAGUUCCAGAGAUCCCCACCAAGUCGUUUAAUUAAGGUGCUGUGAUCAACAGUGUGAAAAGCUGCACAAAGAUCUAACAAUACUAACCCCU